Colletotrichum godetiae is the source of this 3243-nucleotide messenger RNA. Its product is annotated as NOL1/NOP2/sun family protein. Bases 162 to 2801 code for a protein of 879 amino acids. Gene Ontology annotation, cellular component: nucleus; cytoplasm. The record is from RefSeq and is a predicted model, not a curated record. The transcript has 4 exons. Gene Ontology annotation, molecular function: tRNA (cytidine-N5)-methyltransferase activity; tRNA binding. Gene Ontology annotation, biological process: tRNA methylation. Lineage: Eukaryota; Fungi; Ascomycota; Sordariomycetes; Glomerellales; Glomerellaceae.
CGGCAAAAUUUCACACCGCGCGACAUCACCCACCAGCGCUGAUAGGAUCGGAACUGCGACUCUCUCACCUUGAACCUUCCUUUCCUUUCGGACAACACACGCGUGCGCAACCUAUACCCCUCCACGCACGUCAACUUAACCUUUCCCCCCUGCGACGCAUCAUGGGUCGCAAGUUCAGAGGAGGCAAGAAGGGCAAGUCCCGCGGCGGCAGCAACGCCGAGGGCGGCGGUGACCGCGGUCGCCAGCCUCGCAGCGAGUCGUGGCAGAACUAUCCCGCCGUCAAGAAGGAGAACGAGAGACUCCAGCGCUACUACAAUACCAUCUUUGGCCUCUCCGAAGAGGAGCAGGGUCCUUUCUGGGAUGCCCUGCGCAGAGAUCUGCCCAACAGCUUCCGCUUCUGCGGCUCCAAAGGUCACGCCUUGGCCGUGAAGAAGCUGCUGCAAUCCAGAUACAUGCCCGAGAUCCAGAACAUCCAGCACGCCGAUGGACGCACCGUCGAGCCCCCCAAGCCCUUGUCUUGGUACCCCAACGAGCUCGCCUGGUGGAUGACCACCCCGAAGAACAUCAUUCGCAAAUACCCCCCCUUUGCCGCCUUCCAGAAGUUCCUCACAGGAGGUCGUCAGCAUGAUCCCCCCCUCUUGAUGGAUGUCCGCCCCGGCAUGACUGUGUUGGACAUGUGCGCUGCGCCCGGCAGCAAGGCCGGCCAGCUUCUCGAGAUGAUUCACCUGGGCGAGGAGGCGAGAGUCAGAAAGGUUCUGCGCGCCUUCGCCCAGGAGGACGGCCUCGACCUCGGCGACGAGACGGAGGAGGAGCGCCAGGCUGACCUCUCGGCCGACCCCUCGGAUUCUGGCCGCACCACUGGUCUCCUCAUCGCCAACGACUCCGACUACAAGCGCGGCCACAUGCUUGUCCACCAGCUCAAGCGUCUCGGAUCCCCCAACCUGCUCGUUACCAACCACGACGCCACUCAGUACCCCGCGAUCAAGCUCCCCUCGAACCCCGAGACCCCGACCAAGCCUCGAUACCUCAAGUUCGACCGAAUCCUCGCCGAUGUGCCGUGCUCAGGUGACGGCACCAUGAGAAAGAACAUGAACCUGUGGAAGGACUGGCAGCCCGGCAAUGCGCUGGGUCUUCAUGUCACCCAGGUCAGAAUCCUGCUGCGCGCGCUCGCCAUGCUCAAGGUCGGAGGCCGCGUCGUCUACUCCACCUGCAGUAUGAACCCCGUCGAGAACGAGUCCGUUGUUGCGGCUGCCAUCGAUCGCGCUGGUGGCCCUGACAAGGUCGAGAUCGUCGACUGCAGCAACGAGCUGCAGGGUCUCGUUCGCGCGCCCGGUAUGAAGAAGUGGCAGAUCAUGGACAAGUCUGGCAGGCUGUGGAGCUCCCAGGCCGAGGUCGAUGAGUGGACCAAGAACAGCACCGAGGGCGUCGCUCCUGGAAGACUCGUCGAGACCAUGUUCCCGCCGUUGGAGGGCAGCGUCUGCGCCGAUCUGCCUCUCGAGCGCUGCAUGCGAGUCUACGCUCACCAGCAGGACACUGGUGGUUUCUUCAUCACCGUUCUGCAGAAGAAGGCCGAGGUCAAGAUCCGUCCCGAGGACCAGAAGCAGGGCGACGAGACCACCAAGUCAAACGGAGCGACCGCGGCUGCCACAUCCGCUGUUGCCACACCCGCGACUGAGACCGCGACCGAGACCGAGAACACCGAGACGAAGAUGGAGGUCGACGCUGCUGAGAAGACCGAAGAGGUCGUCGGGGCUGCCGAGGCUGCCCCCGUGACGGCCCCUGAGACCACUACCGAGGCCAACGAAGAAGUGAAAAGUGAGGAAAAGGCCGAGGAGGCAGAGCAGGAUGCUGCGAACGGUGUUAAGCGACCGAGAGAAGACGAGGCGGCUGACGGCGAGACCCAAGAGACCAAGAAGGCCAAGCUCGAGGCGACGACGACGACGACACAGGAGAAGCCCAAGAACUCGAACCGUAAUAUCCACGGCCGUGUCGAGGAGCCAUUUAAGUACCUGGACCCCAAGCACGAGGUCAUCAAGAACAUUCGGGAAUUCUACCACAUCUCGUCGCGCUUCCCCGACGACCGCUACAUGGUCCGCAACGCCACGGGCGAGCCCGCCAAGGCCGUCUACUACACCUCUGCGCUGGCCCGCGACAUCCUCUCGGAGAACGAGGGCCGCGGAAUCAAAGUCAUCCACGGCGGCGUCAAAAUGUUCAUGAAGCAAGACGCCCCCUCGGCCGAGAUCUGCCGCUGGCGCAUCCAGUCCGAGGGCAUGCCCAUCCUCCAGGGCUACGUCGGCGAGCAGCGCGUCGUCCGCCUGACCAAGAAGGAGACGCUGCGCCGUCUGUUGAUUGAAAUGUUCCCCCGCAUCGCCGACGGCGAGUGGGAGCAGAUGGGCGAGAUUGGCGAGCGCGUGCGCGACAUCGGCAUGGGCUGCUGCGUGCUCCGCGUCGAGCCCGACGGCUCCGACCCGGCGUUUAGCGAGCGCAUGGCGCUCCCCCUGUGGAAGAGCAUCCACUCGCUCAACCUCAUGCUGCCCAAGGAGGACCGGACGGCUAUGCUGCUCCGCAUCUUUAACGACACCACCCCGCUCAUCAACAACAGCCUGCAGAAGCAGCGGGCGAUAGACGAGGCUGCUAAGAAGCAGGCCGCCGCGGAGGACGCCUAUGUCGCGGAGAAGGAACUCAUUGACAUUGAGGACGCCCCCACGCCCGAGGGGAUGGAGAUUGAGUCUGCGCCUGUUGUUGCGGAGGCUGAGGGCACCGCUGCCGCUGCCGCUGCUCCUACCACUGAGGAGGCUUAGAAGGCGAACUCCGAUACGAGCGAGUUUGACCUGGAUGCCCUAUUGGGUAGAAUGGGUAAACGCGCGGCAAAGCGCGCGAGAGCAGCCAAGCGCCGGCAAACUGCUUAUGCGCAGAGGAGCGUGGACUUGGUCAUGCGCGAUGUGGCGGAGGGAGGAUGGCUUGUCAGCGAUGACGAGUGAGCCUUGGUCCGUAGAUAUCCUGCCUUGGAAGUAUCACGUUACCUGGAAUCAAGGGUCGAUAUAGACAAGGAGGGUUAUUCGAAAUAGGUGGAAGAAGAAAAGGUAAAUGUAUGAGUACAUGAAAAAAAACCUCGUCGAGACAGGCGUUUUUGCAUUUUGCACAGUCUAGAGAAAUACACAGAGAUCAAGUCAGAAAUUCAAGCUUCUACGGAUAUUUUCGGAGCGCAUUUGCAUUUCUGAGGUUGGGAUCACUCCGGAUGCC